GGAAAUCAAGAAGAAGAGUAAAACCUUCCGGGUAGCAGGUGACAGGUGGAUGUUGUUGGUUGCGGGUCAAAUCGACAGGGACGACUCCUUUAAACCGUCUCUCCCGUCACUUUACAGAGACGUGAUUGUGUUCAGUUGAUGUCCUCCCCUUGUAUCCGUUAACUGGUUCCCAAUCACGGUCCUCCCGCUGCUUUUCCGCAACCGACCCUCUGAUGGCCUCCAGGCGGCCGGACAGCUUCGAUGGGCUCGGCUACCGCGGCCGUGACGACCCGCUGUACGGAGCCAGCUACCCGGUCAGGAGCGCCGGAGCCCCUGCGGAGCUGCAGCACCACCACUGGGUCACCACCCCGCCGGACAUCCCCGGAAGCCGCAACCUGCACCCCGGAGAGCGGACACCGCAGUACGAUGAGCUGCUGGGAGAGCAUGGUGGUCCCGGAGUCGCAGCCGGCUGGGACGCUCCGCAGCCCGGCGUACCGCCUGCCGAGCAGCUGAAUCGAUUUGCCGGCUUUGGAAUCGGAUUGGUCAGCCUUUUCACAGAGAACGUCCUGGCUCACCCUUGCAUCGUCCUCCGCAGACAGUGUCAGGUGAACUACCACGCCCGCUGUUACCACCUGACUCCGUUCAGCGCCGUCAUCAUCAUGUACUCCAUCACCAAGGCUCAGGGACUGAAGGCUCUGUGGAAGGGGAUGGGCAGCACCUUCAUCGUUCACGGCAUCACACUGGGAGCUGAGGGCAUCAUCAGCGAGUUCACCCCAUUGCCACGGGAACUUCCUCACAGGUGGAGCUGGAAACAACUGGCUGGACAUUUACUACUGAAAGGGUUAACAGCUGUGGUCGCUCUUCCGUUUUACUGCGCCAGCCUCAUUGAGACAGUCCAGAGUGAGAUUGUCCGGGACGAGGCGUCCUCCGGUCUUCUGGACUGUGUCCGUGAGGGUCUGGCUCGGGUGUUGGGUGUCGGUGCUCCACACAGUCGUCGUCUGCUUCCUCUCAGCUGUCUGCUGCUUCCUGCUGCGCUGCAUGCCAUCCUGCGAUACGCCAUCGCCGCCUCUGUGCAGCGGGUGGCGCUGUGGCUGCACCAGCGGGGCAGGAAGCAACGGACGGACCCGUCCAACCCCCUGGACGCCUACUUCCCCGAGCUGGCGGCUGCGUGGGCGGGGUCUCUGGUGGCAGACGUGAUUGUGUUUCCUCUGGAGACAGCACUGCACCGCCUCAGCCUACAGGGCACACGCACCAUUAUCGACGCCACCGAUGGCGUGGUUGCCACUGGAAAUGGCGGCAGCCCCCUGGUCCUGCCUGUCAACACGCAGUACGAUGGCUUCUCCGACUGCCUCCACGCCAUCCGCCGCAAGGAGGGCGGGGCCGGCUUUUACCGGGGGUUUGGAGCGCUGGUGGCGCAGUACGCUCUGCACGGGGCACUGCUCGCUGCAGCCAGGACUCUGCUGAGGCUGCUGCUGCUGGACAGGAAGCACAGCUAAAGGUGUUACCAUGGAGACGCAGCAUCACCUCCCAUAGAGAGGUCAGCUGACUGAGUCAGUGACGGACGAGCUGCUGGGCAGGAAGGAAUGUGACUGACAUAUCUCCACGUUUCAUCUGUGUAUGGCACAGACACACUGUAGCAACCACCUGCAGCACCAUAGUAACCACCUACAACACCAUAGCAACCACAGAUGGAGUGAGGUUAACAGUUGAAUCAAAGUUAUUUUUCAUUCAGCUACUCUCUACUGAGCAUGCUCAGUGACUCUACUGAGCAUGCUCAGUGGGACAAAAAAUCUUUUUUUUUUUUUUUUUUUGUCUUUUGCUUACUGACCAGUUCAGGUCACCUCCUGCCUUCCUUCAAACAAAAUGUCACCAUGGAAACACUGUGUCCCUUCCUGUCCCAGCAUGAGAGCAUGAAUUCAUGAACCUGUGUUUGUGUUUAAAUCCUGACAGCUGAUUGGUCCCCUGCAGUCCAUUGAGUCAGCUGCUGUGUGAAACAGUUUAUUUGUAUAAACGUGUAAAAAUAAAUUAAAUGUAUUAAAAUGUAGAUUUAGAUUAAAUUAUUUGUGAUUCAUUAAUAUUUAAAUCAAUAUUCAAGAAUAAAAAUUAAACCAGUUAAAGCUUGAACCUGGUGUCAGUUUUUCUAAAGUAUCUUCAAAAGUAGAUUGAAAGUGUGAUUUUAGUUUUUUCAGUAAAAGUCACUGACUGAUGGUUUCCUGUUGUACGUUCUAUGUUGAAACUCUCCAAACUCACCUGAAAUAAAAUCUUCAGAUUCAC
This is a messenger RNA of Seriola aureovittata, 2253 nucleotides long. It is a transcript of the gene slc25a46, whose product is annotated as solute carrier family 25 member 46. Gene Ontology annotation, biological process: axon development; mitochondrial membrane fission; mitochondrial fission. The coding region runs from base 213 to 1475 and encodes 420 amino acids. The transcript has 8 exons. The record is from RefSeq and is a predicted model, not a curated record. NCBI's taxonomy places the organism in Eukaryota, Metazoa, Chordata, Actinopteri, Carangiformes, Carangidae. Gene Ontology annotation, cellular component: mitochondrial outer membrane.